Molecule: messenger RNA, 1134 nt
Organism: Triticum turgidum subsp. durum (durum wheat)
Lineage: Eukaryota; Viridiplantae; Streptophyta; Magnoliopsida; Poales; Poaceae
Source: the annotation of a GenBank genome assembly
AUGAACAAGGACAGGUCCCGGAUCUCGGCGGACGGCGGCGGCGGCGACGGCCUGCCGCCGCAGCCGUCGCGCCGCUCGGCGACUCCCCCGCCGGAGUACGACAUCAGCCGCAUGCCGGACUUCCCCACCAGGAACCCUGGCCACCGGCGCGCGCACUCCGAGAUCCUCAGCCUCCCGGACGACCUCGACCUCUGCGCGCCCGGGGGCGGCGACGGGCCCUCGCUGUCGGACGAGAACGACGAGGAGCUAUUCUCCAUGUUCCUCGACGUGGACAAGCUCAACUCGUCGUGCGGGCCGUCGUCCGACCAGGCGGAGUCGUCGUCAGCCGCUGCUGCCGGCGGGGGCGAGGCGGCCAGGGCGGGCCACGUGAUGAGGCCGAAGCACCAGCACAGCCAGUCCAUGGACGAGUCGAUGUCGAUCAAGGCCGAGGACCUGGUGGGGGCGCCGGGGAUGGAGGGGAUGUCCACUGUGGAGGCCAAGAAGGCGGUGUCCGCCGCGAAGCUGGCCGAGCUUGCUCUUGUCGACCCCAAGAGGGCAAAAAGGAUUUGGGCUAAUAGACAAUCCGCAGCAAGAUCGAAGGAAAGGAAAAUGCGCUAUAUUGGUGAACUUGAGCGCAAGGUGCAAACCCUGCAGACAGAAGCAACAACAUUGUCAGCCCAGUUGUCAUUGCUACAGAGAGAUACCAGUGGGCUAACAAGUGAGAAUGGUGAAUUGAAGAUACGUCUGCAGAACAUGGAGCAGCAAGUCCACCUACAAGAUGCUCUAAAUGACACCCUGAAAACGGAGGUUCAGCGGCUGAAGGUGGCAACAGGCCAGACGGGCAACGGUGGGGGGAUGCUGAUGAACUAUGGCGGCAUGUCACAGGCGCCACACCAAUUCGGAAGCAACCAGCAGAUGUUCCACAACAACCAGUCCAUGCAGUCUCUGCUAGCGACACACCAGCUGCAACAGCUCCAGCUCCAUCCACAGCCCCAGCAGCAGCAGCAGCCGAUGCGCCCUCAGCACCACCACCACCACCACCAGCAGCCACUGCACCUGCUGCAGGCACAGCAGUUCCAGCAGGCAGCGCGCGACCUCAAGAUGAAAGGGCCGAUGUGGGGUGACGGGAAGUCGUCGGGAAGCGGCGGCAUCUGA